AUGGAGCGUCUCCAGGUGUGGGGCAUUUUCAGCCUCAUCGUUCUCACCGCCGCCCAGAAAACCACAAACGGCCCCCACCCUCAGCCCUCCUACCUGCUCCUUGCUCCCAAAGCCCUCCAACAUGGAAUCCCAACAUCUAUAUCAGUCACCAUCCUGAUCCCUUCACCGGUCACUGUAUCUGCUCACAUUGUUCGUGGAAACCUAACAAUGGCCUCACAAUCUGUUAAAGUUGAAGGGGGUUCAACCACACUGCUGACUUUGCCGCCUAUUAGUGACAGCGAGCCCAAUCACUGGGAGGCCUACAUACUGGAGGUCAAAGGUCACAGAGGAGAAGUCCAGGUUUUCUCCAGCUUCACAAAGCUCCACUUGGAUGUUGAAGAUAUCGCCACCUUCAUUCAAACAGACAAAGUAAUGUACUUACCUGGGCAGGCGGUGAAGAUCAGAGUUGUUUCCAUUCACUCUGAUGGGAAGCCCUUCAUCAGCCCCGUGGACAUCAUCAUCAGGGAUCCGAGGGGAAACCUGCUCAGGCAGUGGCUGGCUGCAGACAGCGUCCUUGGCGUUGUGUCCAAAGAGUUUCAGCUGUCUGAAAACCCUCCUCUGGGUCAGUGGACCAUCAUCGCUACAGUCAAAGACAUUUCAAGUGUGAAGUACUUCACUGUGGCUCAAUAUGUGCUGCCAAAGUUUGAGGUUUUGAUCGAUGCUCCGGAUGUCAUUUACCGUGAGGACCCUCUGGAGGGCUCCAUCACAGCAAAGUACACUUACGGGAAGUCCGUUCAGGGACACCUGAAUAUGACGUUCAUUUAUCACGUUCACGGUACUGUCGAGUUUUACUAUGAGGACAGAGAGAUUGAUGGUACUGAAAGCUUCACAUUUGAUGCUCCUGAUUAUUUCCAAAUGAGAAAUGAUUCCAAAAUGAUGUACUACGAGGGAAACGCUGAGGACGUAACAGUUGUGGCUCAUGUGACUGAAUACCUCACAGGCAUUACAUAUAACAGUACGGCAACAGUAGGUUUGUCAAAAACCAGAUAUAAAGUCUCCUUUGAAGAAUAUCACAAAUUAUUGAGGCCCUCUUUAACCUUCAGCGCCAGGCUGAAAAUAUCUACAUACAACAAUCAGCCACUGUCACUGGAGGAUCGCCAAAGCUUUGUUGAAGUUUCAGUGAUUCAGCAAAAGCAAAGAUUUUGGGGUUGGAUCGGAGACAUGGUGAUAGACACGGAGCCUAAAACAUCGAACAGUUCAGGAACUUCAGAAAGUCCAAAGGAGAUGCUACCUAAAGAAAUGAAGUUUCCUGUCCCUGCAGAUGGACUCAUACCUUUCAGCGUUGAAAUCACGAGUGAAACAGACAUGCUCAGUAUUGAUGCUUCUUUUGAGGACAGCCAUAGCAAUCUAUAUAUACAGCGAAGCUACACAUCCCCCAGUGAGAGCUACCUGCAGAUUCAGAAACCCUUCACACCUCCAGAGGUUGGUUCGCCCUUUCUGCUGCACAUUGAAAGUAAUUUUCCAUUGAAUGAGGUUCACUACCUGGUGAAGUCAAGAGGACAGGCGAUUUCUGCCGGGAAAGGCUCUCCUGAUCUGACUCUGGUCCCAGAAGUCUCCUGGGCUCCUCUGGCCUGCAUCAUCGUUUACUGUGUGCACCCCAGCGGAGAGGUCAUCAAUGAUGCAAUCCAGCUGCCAAUCAGGCAGUUUUUACAAAACCAGGUGUCGCUUAGUUGGAGCAGUGUUGUAAAGAGGCCAGCUGAGACUGUGACCCUGAAUGUGAGUGUACUGGAGCCCAACUCAGUAGUCGGGAUCCUGGUGGUUGACAAGGCGACGCAGUGGGCGGGAUCAGACAAUGACAUCACCACGGAGACGGUGAUGAAGCAGAUGAAGGAGUUUGGCAAUUCCAUGGCUGACGGCAACAAUGAAACGCCAAAAAUGGGGGAUCCACACUCUGUUUUCAAGUCAUGUGAUCUUGUGGUUUUCACUGAUGCCAGUUUGAAAACGUAUCAAAUAAUGCACGACUUCCCAGGGGAGAUAAUGUUUUACACCACUGCGACAGAGCAUUUACGUGGAGAGCAACAAAAGGAACGUGUGCGUUGGUACUUUCCAGAGACCUGGAUCUGGAUGGACACAAACACCAGUAAUUCAAACACAAAGGAAAUGGCGCUAACUGUACCAGACAGCAUCACAACCUGGAUUGCCACUGCCUUUGUGAUGUCUGAGAAUCUGGGACUGGGAAUUGUAGAGCAACCAGCAGAGCUGACAGUGUUCCAGGAUUUCUUCCUGUCCUUAAAUCUUCCGGCCUUCAUCAUCCGGGGAGAGGAGCUGCUGCUGGAGAUCAUUCUGUUCAACUACCUCCAAGAGGACCAGAAGGUCACCGUCACUGUUGCACAGAGUGAGACCUUCGAGUUCGUCUUCCCAGACAACGAGCAGCUCUCCACGCCCGGUGUUCAUCCGGUGUUUGUGAAGAGUGAAAGCGGAGCCACCGUCCUCGUUCCCAUCAGGCCGCUGGUCCUCGGGGAGAUCCCCAUCUCUGUGAAAGCCAACUCGGAUGCAGUGUCCGACUCUGUCCACACAACAGUGUUAGUUAAGGCCGAAGGUCUUGAACAGUCAUUUUCCACCUCCCUGCUGCUUGAGCUUUUACCAGCAGGGAUGAGCCUGUCUAGAAACGUUACGUUUACCUUCCCACCAGAUGUUGUGGAGGGCAGCGAGAGAGCUUCAGUUAUGGCUGUCGGUGAUAUCCUCGGUCCAUCCAUCAGUGGUCUGGACUCACUGAUCCAAAUGCCUUAUGGCUGUGGGGAACAGAACAUGAUUAACUUUGCACCAAACAUCUACGUUCUCCAGUAUCUGGACGCCACAGGACAGGAUAGCCAGAAAACCACAGACCAAGCCAUAAACUACAUGAUGCAAGGUUAUGAGCGGGAGCUCACCUUUCAGAGAGGAGAUGGCUCCUUUAGCGCCUUUGGAGAGCAGGACUCAUCUGGAAGCACCUGGCUCUCUGCUUUUGUGCUGAGGUGUUUCCUGCAGGCACGGCCCUUCAUCAACAUUGAUUCCAACGUGCUGCACAGUGUGGCAGCUUGGAUAGCCAGCCAGCAAGGGCAUGAUGGGAGUUUCUUGGAGCCCGGCAGGGUGAUCCACACCGAGCUCCAGGGAGGCCUGGACGGGCCUGUUUCUCUCACGGCCUACGUCCUCAUCGCCCUGCUGGAAGACGCUAGCGUCAAGGCUCUGUAUGAGACCAAGGUGUCUGCAGCCGUGAUGUACCUGGAGACCCAUCUUGCUCUUGGUGUCUCCAGCAACUACAGCCUCAGUCUACUCACCUACGCUCUGGCUUUGGCAGGGAGCUCCAAAGCCCAAUCAGCACUCAAUAAUCUGACUGGACGAGCUGAGAUAAGAGACGGUGUGCCGAUGUGGUUCUCCCUGGAUGACGGCCUGUCCUCAUCGUGGCAACCUCGUUCAUCUGACAUUGAGAUGGCGUCCUACGUGUUGCUGUCUCAUUACAAGCUGAACUCAAUCCCAGAGGGUCUGAACCUAAUGAAGUGGCUCAGCCAGCAAAGAAACCACAGAGGAGGAUUUGGAAGCACUCAGGACACAGUUGUGGCUCUCCAGGCUUUGUCUAUGUUCGCGGCUCGCAUUGGGUCGCACGACACUGACGUCACAAUCAGGGUGGACAUCGACCCUUCGACCACUGUCGCCUCCUUCCAAAUCAACAACGAGAACUACCUGCUCCAUCAGAGCCAACAGAUUACUCCAGAAGAAAGUUUAAUCCUGCAGGUGACAGCAGAAGGUCGUGGACUCGCCUUGUUUCAGCUUAACGUUUUCUACAACGUCAGGAACAAGGAGAUGAGGAGAAGGAGGCGAGAAGCUGGCGAACAGGAAGCGUUUGAGCUGUACGUCGAGCUGGUCGACAGCGAAGUAAACUCUGCACAUCUGUACAUCUGCACCAGGCUGGUGUAUGGUCUGGGCCUGAGUGCAACGGGAAUGGCCAUCAUGGAGGUGGGGCUGCUGAGUGGCUUCAGUCUGUCGCCGGUUGGCAUCGAGACUAACGACGUUGUAAAGAAAGUGGAGACGCAGCUGGGAAAAGUCAUCCUGUACCUGGACUCAGUGACAACGCUGGAGAUGUGUGUCCAGAUUCCUCUGAUUAUUGAGUAUAAAGUUGCCAAAGUCCAGGAAGCUACGGUCGUCAUCUAUGAUUACUACGAACCAAGGCGGAGGAUGGCGAGGGCAUACACGUCGCAGUGGAGGAGCAGCAUAUCUUCCUGCUCACUCUGCGGGGACAGCUGCAGUCAGUGCAACGUAAACGGCGACUUCAUUCCCGACGAAGCCAUCUUCAAUGCAUCAAACAGGAACAGUGUCCACUUCAGUCUGAGUGGUUUUCUGCCCAUACUGCUCCUCCUCUUCAUCAUCUUUGAAUUGUAAACAUGUCUAAACAAAAAGCUGCACAUAUAAAUCUGUCAGGCUCGGUUCAAGGUUGUGGGGUUCUUAUUUUGUUUCUGACUAAAAUAGAAAACUGUGUUAGAGAUGCAGAAAGUCACAGGACUCUUCUUUGUACUGUCCAAAAAUAAACGUGACUGAUAAAUUUUGA
Maylandia zebra (zebra mbuna) is the source of this 4561-nucleotide messenger RNA. RefSeq names its product CD109 molecule (gene cd109). Gene Ontology annotation, cellular component: extracellular region. NCBI's taxonomy places the organism in Eukaryota, Metazoa, Chordata, Actinopteri, Cichliformes, Cichlidae. The record is from RefSeq and is a predicted model, not a curated record. Gene Ontology annotation, molecular function: endopeptidase inhibitor activity.